GAGAGGCUGUGAGCGCCGGGCGGGGAUUCUACGUGAGUAAGUGUCGACUGGGCGGAGACAGGGCCAGCUCUCUACUCUGUGGGUCAAACCAAGUUUUAUCCGUUUGAUUUUUUUCCCCUAUAUUUUCGUGCAAGAUGUCUUGACCAAAGGAAACGUUCGUUUAGUGGAAAGUUUAGUCAAAGUUUUUCAGUGAUCGGACAAUGUAAACAUUUCGUCUGGGCAGACGAUCGAGUUGAAGAAUAAAAACGUCCAUAAAAGAUGGCCUCAUCAGUGGACACGUUAUACCAACCCAACCAGCUGCUCAACUGGAUGUACCUGACCCUAGCUGACCAGCCCCUGCAUCAACACGGCGGCCACAUUAGCCCCAGCCUCUACAGCAGCGUGACCAACAGCAGCUCCUCCGGGGCGACUGACCUCUGGCUGAGUGACCACUACCACCACUCACCCGGCCUCGGGAGUUCCGGAAACCAUUCCUUGUCCUCUUGCAGCGCUAGGUACCUCGCCAGCAACCUCCAGUCGCUGACCAAUGGGAAUAUCUCUUCCAUGGCGAACGCCAGCUUAACCAAUGGCGGAGGCUCUGCCAUACCCAGCGGGAGUUUUGUGAACAGCAAUAUCCAAUCGUUGCACUCGCUGAGCAACCGCAACACCAACUCGCCCCUGUCUAGCAUGAUCAACGUGAACAAUCUGCUCAAGGUCAAUGGGUUGUCCAAUCAGAAUAAUUGUUACACAGAGUCAUGGUCAAGCCAUCAACACGAUUAUAACAGUUUGAAUUCG
This is a messenger RNA of Physella acuta, 774 nucleotides long. RefSeq lists its product as uncharacterized. Lineage: Eukaryota; Metazoa; Mollusca; Gastropoda; Physidae. The record is from RefSeq and is a predicted model, not a curated record.